AUGGCUGGUUUGAAUUUCUACGUCGUUUUCUGUGCCUUUGCCGCUGUAUUGGGAUCCAUUCAAUGUGGAUACCAUAUUGGUGAACUGAACACACCUAAAGAUGUAAUUUCCUGCAAAUCACAACCUAAUACCGAUCAUUAUUAUUCGGGGGAAUAUUCCCUACCUGAUUGUAUACCGAUGAAUGAUGCGCAAUUUGGUUUAGUAACCUCGAUAUUUACAUUGGGAGCCCUUUUGGGAUCUUUGUUGUCUUUACGUGUCGCGGAUGAUAAAGGAAGACGCUGGACAUUACUUGCGAAUAACUUGUUCCUAGGGAUCUCACCUUUAAUCAUGGGAUUUGCUAGAAAUUAUUUUACGUUAGUUGUCGGAAGAGCACUUGUUGGUAUUGGUUGUGGUGUAGUGACUGUUGUCGUUCCUAUGUAUCUUGCUGAAAUUUCACCCAUUGAAUAUCGUGGAGCUAUUGGUACGAUGAAUCAACUUGGUAUUGUCGCGGGUAUACUUCUUGCACAGAUCGAAGGUCUUUAUCUAUCUAAUGUUCCUGGCUGGCGUCUUAUUCUCUUAAGUGUCAGUGUAAUAUCUCUCGUUCAAAUUAUUUUCCUUGGACUUUCUGUUGAAUCACCACGUUAUCUUAUCUCCAAACCUGGUGGGAUUCAUUCUGCCAAAAGAACUUUACAAAAGUUGAGAGGAAGCCUAGAUAUUGAAAAUGAAUUAGGUGGAUGGAACCAAAUUGCUUCGGAUGAUGAUACCAGUAGAUUAAUGCCGGAAGAGAAUGUAUCACGAAAUAACACAGAUGACACCAAUCCUGUUAUAUCAUCAUCAUCACCAUCUGUUGUAUUUCAUGCUCGCAAUCAUCAUGAUGAUUUUAGUGUUUGGCAAUUCCUCACUAGUCCUUAUUAUCGUGCUCCUUUGAAAGUUCUUUUACUUGUUCAAUUUACUCAACAAUUCUCUGGUAUUAAUGCGGUUAUGUAUUAUUCAACAACUAUUUUAUCUAAAGUUCUUCCAAGUUCGAGUGGUUUAAUUACAGUUUACAUAAAUGUGGUGAAUUUUUUCAUGACGAUCGUAUCAGCUUACUUAAUGGAUAAAACUGGACGUAGAACUUUAUUACUUUGUUCAAUUGGAUUGAUGAGUAUAGCUAGUGCACUAUUAGGAUUAAGCAUUAUCAAUGAUUUUGGCUUUCUAUCAGCGUUUUCCAUAAUAUUAUAUGUUGCAACUUUUGCUAUUGGACUUGGUCCAAUUCCAUUUUUGAUUAUUCCAGAAAUUGUAGAUACACACGCAGCUGCCACAGCAGGAAGUAUUGGAGUUAGUUUGAAUUGGACGACAAAUUUUGUUGUUGGAUUCUUAUUUUUGAGUCUUAACAAUAUGUUUGGUGGAUAUGUUUUUUAUGUUUUUUCCAUAUAUUUGUUUGUGGCUUUUCUUUUAUCUGAAAGGCUUGUACCAGAAACCAAAGCUAAAACUGUUGAAGAAAUUUGGAGUGGGUGGACUGGAAGGGUAAUUUAA
Molecule: messenger RNA, 1494 nt
Organism: Diversispora eburnea
Lineage: Eukaryota; Fungi; Glomeromycota; Glomeromycetes; Diversisporales; Diversisporaceae
Source: the annotation of a GenBank genome assembly